UAAAACCGGAAGUGUUAUUUUUGCUAUCGAAAGAGCAGCAGUCAAACGUGUGGUGUCACUGUCGGAAAACACAGGGAUACAAACAAGACUAUACUUCGUAACAGCUGGGCUAAAUCCGGGAGAAAGGCGGUGAAACGACGCCUGUACAUGCUGCUCGGUCCCCGGCUGCUCUGUGAGAUGGAUGUCCGACAUGGGCUGUAGACUUCUGCGGCGGGACUGAAGAGGAUGGGCAAAGUGUCCCAGUGCCUGAGGAGAUGUCUUUGGGUCGGCUCCUGCGGCGUGCCUCCUCCAAGGCCUCCGACCUCCUGACCUUUAACCCCGGGGCGGGAGGCUCAUCGCUGCGCUCGGGCCUGGAUGGCGAGAUCAUCUUCUCCAAAAAUAAUGUUUGUGUGCACCCCGCAGAGCCCCUGCCUGGCCUGGCCGAGCACCACCCAGGCUACCUGUGCGUGCACACGGAGAAGGACGAGAGCCUUGGCACCACUCUGAUUCUGACCUGGGUGCCCAACUCCCGCAUCCAGAGGCAGGAUGAGGAGGCGCUGCGCUACAUCACGCCGGAGAGCUCCCCUGUACGCAGGAACGCACGCCGCCGAGGCAGACGACCCCAUCCCCGUCACCCAGCAGCCCAGGAGGAAGAUGAGGACGAGGAUAGGAACAUCACCAGCAGCACCAGUGCAGAGAGCCACAGCCUGGUGGCAGAGGCAGGAGCGGAUUCCUCCUCACACCAGCAGCAGCUGCCCUCGGCGGGGGAGGAGGGCGACGAGGGCUCCUGCGAGCUGUCGGACGAAGUGAGUCGGGACAGCACCAUGGGUUCGGACUCGGACACGUUCUCCUCCCCGUUCUGCCUGUCGCCCGUCAGCGAGGCCCUCUGUGAAAGCAGCGGCUCUGUCUUCCUGGACAGUGAGAGCAGGGAGCUGUGCGAAGAGUCCAUGACCCACUCCGCAAGCUCUGCUUCCAGUCUGGAUAGCCACGCCCCCUCCGAGAGCGGCGGCCAGUCGCAGGGCGGGAGGUGGGAGGAGCAGCAGAAGGUGCUGGCUCUGGAGCAGUUGUGCGGAGUUUUCAGGGUGGACCUGGGUCACAUGAGGUCGCUGAGACUCUUCUUCAGUGAUGAGGCGUGUACCAGUGGCCAGCUGGUGAUUGCCAGCCGAGAGAGCCAAUAUAAGAUCCUCCACUUCCACCAUGCUGGCCUGGACAAGCUGGCUGAGGUCUUCCAACAGUGGAAGUGCUGCAGGGAAACUCAGCUGAAAGACCAGGUGGCGAAUGAGAAAUCCUGCAUGCAGUUUUCCAUCCAGAGGCCCACCCUGCCGUCGGCUGAGACCCACCCAGAGGAGAAGCUCUAUCGACGGCUGGAUGUCACCACCUGGCUACGUCACCUCAACCACAAUGGGCAGGUGGAGGAGGAGUAUAAGCUACGCAAGGCCAUCUUCUUCGGCGGUAUCGACCCAUCCAUCCGUGGCGAGGUGUGGCCCUUCCUGCUGCACUACUACAGCUAUGACUCCACAUCCCAGGAGAGGGAGGCCUGGAGACUGCAAAAGCGCACCCACUAUCAUGACAUCCAGCAGAGGAGAUUGUCCAUGAGCCCGGAGGAGCACAGCGAGUUCUGGAGAAAGGUCCAGUUCACGGUGGAUAAAGACGUGGUGAGAACGGACCGCAGCAACCAUUACUUCAGAGGAGAGAAUAACCCGAAUGUGGAGAUCAUGAGGCGGAUUCUGCUCAACUAUGCAGUGUUUAAUCCAAACAUGGGCUACUGCCAGGGCAUGUCUGACCUGGUGGCCCCCCUGCUCACUGAGAUCCAGGACGAAAGUGACACCUUCUGGUGCUUCGUCGGUCUCAUGGAGAACACCAUCUUCAUCAGCUCGCCGCGUGAUGAAGACAUGGAGAGGCAGCUGAUGUACCUGCGGGAGCUGCUGCGUCUCAUGCUGCCCCGCUUCCACCAGCACCUGACCGGUCUGGGUGAAGACGGCCUCCAGCUGCUCUUCUGCCACCGCUGGAUCCUGCUCUGCUUCAAACGAGAGUUCCCCGACACCGAGGCUCUGCGCAUGUGGGAGGCCUGCUGGGCACACUACCAGACGGACUACUUCCACCUGUUCCUGUGUGUGGCCAUCAUCGUUCUCUACGGGGAGGAUGUGACAGAACAGCAGCUCGCCACUGACCAAAUGUUGCUCCACUUCAGCAACCUUUCCAUGCACAUGAAUGGAGAACUGGUGCUACGCAAGGCCCGCAGCCUUCUCUACCAGUUCCGCCUGCUACCCAGAAUCCCGUGCAGCCUACAUGACCUUUGUAAACUGUGUGGCCCGGGGAUGUGGGACAGCCGCUACAUCCCCACUGUGGAGUGUUCUGGUGAACACGCAGACUCACAGAGCUGCCCCUAUGGAGGCACCUCCACCCCCCAGCCCUCCUCACCCUCUCUCUCUAUCACACCCUCGCCCUCACCUAACCCCAUCCCCACGCCUACGCCGGAGGGCAAGAAAGGCUACAAAACCCGGGAUAUUUUCACCUUCCGGAAACAGUCCUGAGGCGGAGGCUAUGGGGAGCUUUGCUGGUCUUGGCUCACGUUUGUUUGGAUCCAUCUGCUGGAUUCUUGAACUAUUUGCCAUUCUCCGACUCCUCUCCCCAAAGUCCCCUGCUUCUAGUUUCCCUAUCUUACUGAGGACUUUUGUCACCGGAUCCUUUCAUGUGGUGCAAUAUGGAACACUGCCUUACCAGAAUGUUAUUUAGCAACGUUCAGCAUCACAUGAAUCCGCGAUGAGGACGGUUUGCUGCUGGACGGGGCUGCUUUCCUCUUGGAGCAGGUUGGACAAUCACCAGGCGCCAUGUUGGUCUGGAGCUACUUCAGGUUCGAGUCUGCUGCUGGCUUGGCACACUUCCAUGGGCUUUGUGGGCAAGGGGUCACAUCAGGGUCGGAGGCAAGCGGCCUGACCGAGGGGUCAAAUGAAACUGGAGUUUCAUUCACGGGACUUGAACUUGAACUUUAAAAAAUGUUUGCCGUGUUCUCACAAUGGAGUAUUUGUGUGAAUAUCAAAUUACAUUGUGCGUAUCUCAAGAUUGAGCAGGACAUUUUUAACAUGAAAUCCACACCCUCUGUGAUAACAAAGAAGGGUUGACCUACAAAUAGGAUUAUAACAAAUGACUGGUACUUUUUAAGUUUUGUUCAAUUUUAUUUUCAAACAAGUGAAAGUUUGCGUUUAUAUCAGCAGUUAAAAAAUAUUUAGCAAUAUUAUAUCCUUGCAUGAGCGAUUCUUGACUUAUAGAGGGGCACAACAUGUUUGUUGGAAAACACUCAAGCCCAAAACAGAGGUAAGAAUGUGUUUACAUGACAAACACUCACAUCAUAAUAGGGCUCUGCAUAUUUCCUCAUCAGAUGGCGGAAAGGAACGGUCUCAUAAUUUCUCUGUUUAAAAUGUUGUUUCCUGACAGGCAGGAGGAAGCUAUGCAUAUGUUUCCUUCUGAUAAAAGUCCGACACAAACGUUCACGUUACCUGUCGAGCAAUGGGAGCUUAACCAUUUACGCAUUACCCUUAAAAGAUACCAUUUCCUGUGUGAGGUAUUGGAUGGAUAUGACGGCGCUGUCUGCCAAAGAAAGAAUAGAUCACGUUUUUAUCCUGACGGCCUCAUGUUUCACUUGAAGCGUUCGUCUUCUGUGUUGAGCCAUGUUUAGAAAACGGUGGGAAAAUCGACAGCACAGUUUGUUUGUUUUUUUCCUUCAGCGUUCGCUCCACUUUCACCUUUUAAAUGACAACGCACUAUCAACACUAAGAAUCAGUCCACAUGAAUGUAUCUGUUUUUUGUGUUUCUUCUCACUCAGCAGCGUGAAACUGUUCAGUGUGUGUGUGUGUGUGUGUGUGUGUGUGUGUGUGUGUGUGUGUGUGUGUGUGUGUGUGUGUGUGUGUGUGUGUGUGUGUGUGUGUGUGUGUGUGUGUGUGUGUGGGUGUGUGGGUGCGAGUGUAAGUGUGUAUAUAAACUGGAGUGACCUCCAAACAUCUGGUAAUGAGUUGGAGAACAGCCAUAGAGCCCCCCUGACCAGUCUCUUUAAUUAUAGCAGUCAUCAUGGGGAGAACAAGAGAAGAAAAGUAAAGCUGGCUGUUGGGACUCUUUAGAAGAAAAAAAAGUGGAGAUGAAGAGGAAAGGGACAACGUAGGCUUUGAACAGGGAUGUAUAGUGAUCUGCAUCUUGCCUCUGUGAUUUGCAAGUCCCAGAUGUAAAGAUGGUCCCCCCCUCUGAAGCGUUUCCCUGAGAGCUUUUGAGUGACACUCCUGGGGCUGAAAUCAUCUUCAAAUUGCUGCUAAAAUGUAACAUUAAGACCUUCAAUCAGACACUCCCUCCCCCCUCCCUUUCUCUCUCUCGCUCGCUCUUUCUCUCUUGUGGUCUCUCGCUCUCUCACUCGGCAAGCAGUCUCUGCAAAUGAAAUUCACGACUGCUCCUUUUACCCAUUAGAUAUCGUGUGCAGCUGCUUGCUGGAAAUGCAUGCAGAGUUUUGAAGAUUGGGUGGCUGCGUUGAAAUUAGUCGGAGAUGCACGAUGGGAAAGUAAUCGAGUGUGUGUGUGUGUGCGUGUGUGUGUGUGUGUGUGUGUGUGUGUGUACUCAUGAAUUUUAUUCAAAUCCUCAUUGAAAUCACAUUGUCUGCACAGGCACCGAAAGUCACGAGCCUAAUAAUGACUACUCCUAUUUAAAGGGGUUUCGACCAGUCAUCACUGAAUGUACAAUGUUGCUGUUGAUCUCUAUGGUAUGUCGAUGUAUUACUGUACACAUCUCAGAGAAAAAAAGAGCCUAUUCUUAUUCUUGGUAUUAAUAAAAAAACAAAGGCAUACUUUCAAGAAAAUGUUUUACUGAACAACAAAAACGAUUUAUAAAUGCCUUUCUGACAAUAAAUGACUUUGUGAUUGUGAUCCGAUACCAAGUAAAAACAAUGCUGGGAUUUACAGAACCACCUUUUACUUUUACAUCAUUAAACACUGGUCAAGUAAUAGCAUAAUGUCUGUGUAUUGUUUUGUAAUAUAUGCUUAUCAAGAUUAAUAUAGAAAUAUAUAUAAGAAUAUAAUCAAAGUAAUUUAUGAAGUUUUUAAUAAAU
Cottoperca gobio is the source of this 5065-nucleotide messenger RNA. It is a transcript of the gene tbc1d16, whose product is annotated as TBC1 domain family, member 16. NCBI's taxonomy places the organism in Eukaryota, Metazoa, Chordata, Actinopteri, Perciformes, Bovichtidae. The record is from RefSeq and is a predicted model, not a curated record. Gene Ontology annotation, molecular function: GTPase activator activity. Gene Ontology annotation, cellular component: early endosome. Gene Ontology annotation, biological process: activation of GTPase activity.